This is a messenger RNA of Notolabrus celidotus (New Zealand spotty), 2441 nucleotides long. RefSeq names its product negative regulator of reactive oxygen species (gene nrros). The transcript is spliced from 3 exons. The record is from RefSeq and is a predicted model, not a curated record. Lineage: Eukaryota; Metazoa; Chordata; Actinopteri; Labriformes; Labridae. Bases 309 to 2363 code for a protein of 684 amino acids. Gene Ontology annotation, molecular function: protein binding.
GUGCAUUUGUGUUCGCAGCAGUGUUUCUAUCAUGUGCUGUGGCUGUUGCUGCUGGAGGAGCUGCUCUCUUCUUCCUGUGGCCCCGGGCCUGAGAACCUCUUUCUGAUUGCUGCAUGUCCAUGUGACUCGUUUCCGUUACUGCUGCUGCUUCCGUGAAUAGUAAGAAGAGUCUUCAGAGUUUCAGGGCAGCUGAACGUCACCCAUCAGAAAGUCGCUUUGCAGCAGAGACUCAACCAGCGGUAUGGUCAGGGGAUCAACCGUCAGUGGCUUUGGAAAUCCACACCUAACCACCAGAUGAGGAUGUUAAGAUGCAGGUCCAGAGGUCCACUCUCCUCCUGCUCAACCUGUUACACCUGUGGAGACUCCUGCAGCUGGUCUCAGGUCAUCCACAGCACGGACCAUGUCAGCUGAUCCAAAGAUCGGCUUUGUGCAACAGCAGGAGGCUCACCUCAGUACCUGCUGGACUCCCCAUCAACACAGAGGAGCUUCAGCUGUACAACAACCACAUCCAAACACUACAGGACGACUCUCUCCUCUUUUACCCGUUAUUAAAUACUCUGAGCUUAGCUUGUAACAGCUUGGAGAACUUACAAUCACACACUUUUCAAGACUCAAAGCUGUUAGAAAACCUCAAUGUAGCAAACAACCUCCUUCAUAUGGGCUACCAAGAAACCAGUGAAGCAUUAAAGACUCUGCCAAGACUCAGAGUACUGGAUCUUUCUGUGAACAUGCUCGAUGAUGAGAUGGCUACGACCCUCCUCCAGAACCUGACGUCUCUGGAGUACCUGAAUCUCUCUGGAAACCUCCUGCAGAGACUGGAUGAGACCUCAUUCAGAGAUCUUCACCAGCUCAAAGAGCUUGACCUGCAGAGAAACGUCAUGUUCGAGAUCGACGGAGCAUUUGACAGCAAUCCCAAGCUGCAGCGGCUAAACCUGGCAUUUAACUACCUGCCGUGCCUGACCGACUUCCACAUGACCCAGCUAGUCGUCCUCAACGCCAGCCACAACUUCAUCGAAUGGUUCAUCUCCAGACCGGACACGAACGUUACAUUCCAGCUGGAGACGCUCGACUUGUCAGACAACAAACUGCUCUUCUUUCCCUUCCUGCCGAACCAGAGCCGCCUGCAGAACCUUUACCUUUCCCACAACAGCGUCAGGUUUUACGAAGACUUGGCUGAGAACGACACAAUCCUCAACUCCACCUCCACGGUAGAGUUUUACAAUCUGAAUAAACACACGAAAAUCAAUGUGACGGCUCAGCUGUGGGACGAGGACCUGCACGGUGACAUCUCCUCUGUGGAGAUCCUGGACAUGACGGCCAACCUGGUGGAGUAUUUCCCUCAAGGAUUCAUCCAGAAGAUGCCUUCACUGUCCAGACUCAGAAUGUGCAUGAACUGUCUGGAGACGUUAAACCUCAACUCUGAGCAGUUCUCUGCUAGCUUGUACGAGCUGGAUAUUAGCAACAACAGGCUGAGGGAGAUUACAGCAGAGGACGAUGGGCUGGCUGUUCUCGGUAAUCUAACGUACUUUAACCUGAGCCUGAAUGAUCUUACACGGUUACCCUCUGGAUUAUUCUCCUCGUUGACCAGCCUCAGGUCAGUGGAUCUCAGCUAUAACAACAUUAACAUCUGCCGCCCUCAUGAAGCUGAGAACAGCACAGACAUGACCUCGGCCUGUGUCGACUGGACAGACGUCGUUUCCCUUCGGCAGCUCUACCUGAAGGGAUGCAACCUGGAAAGCAUUCCAGCGUCUGCGUUUGCUGGUUUGUCUUUAACUCACCUGGAUCUCUCUGAUAACUCUGGACUCAUUCUAAAAGAGUCCUUACAGAGUCUUAGAAGCACGCUACAGUAUUUAGGUUUAGGAAACACUGAAAAACAAGACUUUGACUUCUCCCAUUUCCGAAGUCUGAAGUUCUUAAACAUUUCAAGAAACUCUCUCACCCACAUCCCGCCCUCUCUUCUGGAUCUGGACUUGAAAGUUCUUGAUCUGAGGGAAAACAGACUGUCCACCAUCCCCUCAGCUCAGGCUAACACAUUAGCCCCAAAACUGCACACCAUCUUCCUCACAGGGAAUCCGUUCAACUGCUGCCAGACGGAGUGGUUCAGGACAUUUGAGACCAUCAACGUGGUCGGACAAUCAGAUAUUGAAUGCGAGGAUCACUUCCUAAGGACACACAGAGUCCAACACCUAAAGAGGGUUCUGUGUUUGGAGGAAGAGGGGGAAUCUAAACUUUGGUUGAUUCUGCUCAUUGUGCCUCUGUGUCUGUUUUUUGUGGCCAUUUUGAUUGUUUUCCUCCUCACCUUUAGGCCAGAAAUUCUCCAGAAGUCCAUUAAGAAGAGGUGUUUGAAGCCCACCUCGUACUGAGACUUCAUAAAACUGUACGUUGUGUGAGGAGUGUAGCUGAGUGUAUGUUGGAAAUAAAAAGGAUGAAUUGUGAACUCA